CUCUCCUAGCUCGCCAUGGCGGGCCCGAGCCCGGGAGCGGCGCUGGAGUCGCCCCGGCAGCUGCUGGGCCGCGUGCGCUUCCUGGCCGAGGCGGCGCGGAGCCUCCGGGCCGGGCGGCCCCUGCCCGCCGCGCUGGCCUUCGUGCCCCGCGAGGUGCUCUACAAGCUGUACAAGGACCCGGCGGGCCCGUCGCGCGUGCUGCUGCCGGUGUGGGAGGCGGAGGGCCUGGGGCUGCGCGUGGGCGCCUCGGGCCCGGCUCCGGGUACCGGCUCCGGGCCGCUCCGCGCUGCCCGCGACAGCAUCGAGCUCCGGCGCGGCGCCUGUGUUCGCACGACCGGGGAGGAGCUGUGCAACGGCCACGGGCUCUGGGUGAAGUUGACCAAGGAGCAACUGGCUGAGCACCUGGGCGACUGCGGGCUGGAGGAAGGCUGGCUGCUGGUGUGCCGCCCGGCGGAAGGUGGGGCCCGCCUGGUGCCCAUUGACACCCCGGACCACCUCCAGCGGCAGCAGCAGCUUUUCGGUGUAGACUACCGGCCAGUGCUGAGAUGGGAGCAAGUUGUGGACCUGACAUACUCCCAUCGCCUUGGAGCGAAGCCUCAGCCCGCGGAGGUGUACACGGAAGCUCUGCAAAGGCUGCUCUAUGUGCCCCCAACGUGGACCUACGAGUGCGACGAGGACCUGAUCCACUUCUUGUACGACCACCUGGGCAAGGAGGAUGAGAACCUGGGUAGCGUGAAGCAGUAUGUGGAGAGCAUAGACGUGUCCUCCUACACGGAGGAGUUCAAUGUGUCCUGCCUGACAGAUAGCAAUGCAGACACCUACUGGGAGAGUGACGGGUCCCAGUGCCAGCACUGGGUGCGGCUUACCAUGAAGAAAGGCACCAUCGUCAAGAAGCUGCUCCUCACAGUGGACACCACCGAUGACAACUUUAUGCCCAAGCGCGUGGUGGUCUAUGGGGGUGAAGGGGACAACCUGAAGAAGCUGAGCGACGUGAGCAUUGACGAGACGCUGAUCGGGGAUGUCUGUGUCCUGGAGGACAUGACCGUCCACCUCCCAAUCAUCGAGAUCCGCAUCGUCGAGUGCCGAGAUGAUGGGAUCGACGUGCGUCUCCGAGGGGUCAAGAUCAAGUCAUCUAGGCAGCGAGAACUAGGCUUGAAUGCAGACCUGUUCCAGCCCACCAGUCUGGUGCGAUACCCACGCCUGGAAGGCACUGACCCGGAAGUACUAUACCGCAGAGCUGUCCUCCUGCAGAGGUUCAUAAAGAUCCUGGACAGUGUCCUGCACCACCUGGUGCCUGCUUGGGACCACACACUGGGCACCUUCAGUGAGAUUAAGCAAGUGAAGCAGUUUCUGCUGCUGUCACGCCAGCGGCCCAGCCUGGUGGCCCAGUGCCUGCGUGACUCAGAGAGCAGCAAGCCCAGCUUCAUGCCGCGCCUGUACAUCAACCGGCGCCUAGCCAUGGAGCACCGCGCCUGCCCCUUGAGGGACCCUGCCUGCAAGAACGCCGUCUUCACCCAGGUUUAUGAAGGCCUCAAGCCCUCUGACAAGUACGAGAAGCCCCUGGACUACAGGUGGCCCAUGCGCUAUGACCAGUGGUGGGAGUGUAAGUUCAUCGCAGAAGGCAUCAUUGACCAAGGGGGUGGUUUUCGGGACAGCCUCGCUGACAUGUCGGAAGAGCUGUGCCCUAGCUCAGCAGACACCCCUGUGCCCCUGCCCUUCUUUGUGCGCACAGCCAACCAGGGCAAUGGUACCGGGGAGGCCCGGGACAUGUACGUACCCAACCCCUCCUGUCAAGACUUUGCCAAGUACGAGUGGAUCGGCCAGCUGAUGGGGGCUGCCCUUCGGGGUAAGGAGUUCCUGGUCCUGGCUCUGCCCGGCUUUGUAUGGAAGCAGCUCUCUGGGGAGGAGGUGAGCUGGAGCAAGGACUUCCCCGCUGUGGACUCCGUGCUGGUGAAACUCCUGGAAGUGAUGGAAGGGAUGGACAAGGAGACAUUCGAGGUCAAAUUUGGGAAGGAGUUAACUUUCACCACUGUACUGAGUGACCAGCAGGUGGUGGAGCUGAUCCCAGGGGGCGCAGGCAUCGUGGUGGGGCAUGAAGACCGCUCCCGUUUCAUUCAGCUGGUGCAGAAGGCACGGCUAGAGGAGAGCAAGGAGCAGCUGGCAGCCAUGCAGGCAGGUCUGCUGAAGGUGGUGCCACAGGCUGUGCUGGACUUGCUGACAUGGCAGGAGUUGGAGAAGAAGGUGUGCGGGGACCCUGAGGUCACUGUGGACGCUCUGCGCAAACUCACCCGGUUUGAAGACUUCGAGCCGUCCGAUACCAGGGUGCAAUACUUCUGGGAGGCACUGAACAACUUCACCAAUGAGGACAGAAGCCGCUUCCUGCGCUUUGUCACGGGCCGGAGCCGCCUGCCAGCGCGGAUCUACAUCUACCCAGACAAGCUGGGUUAUGAAACCACAGACGCGCUACCAGAGUCUUCCACCUGCUCCAGCACGCUUUUCCUGCCGCACUAUCCCAGCGCCAAGGUAUGCGAGGAGAAGCUCCGUUAUGCCGCUUACAACUGCGUUGCCAUUGACACGGACAUGAGCCCUUGGGAGGAGUGAGGCGGCGCCCGGCAGGCCUGCCCAGCUCUACUUGGCCCUGCCCACCGUGGAAACAUCUUCACUGGACCAGUCCGAGUGUGCACUCUCAGAGCUGACCGCUCAGAAAAACCCAGCGCCAGCAAUACCACUCCUGCCGCCAGGGUGGGUGGACAGGUGGGUUAAGACUGGUGGCCCAGCCUCGCAGACCCGCAAGCCCAUUGUGCUGGGGCUGUCUCCCAAGGUGUGGAGCCUCUGUGAGAGGAACUCUUCCACAAGCCCAGCACAAGCUGCCCAGACCUGAGCUACUUGAAGGGGGCCUCCUAGCCCCCCACCUCCACCCCAUGGACUUGCUUUUGUUGGGGGGGCGAGGCUCUUCUUUUGUUCCAACUAGCUUUUCUCUGACUUCAGCCCAGACCCCAAACUAAAUGCAUUGGAAGGUGAUGGGGACCCCUCCUUGUGAAAGGAACUGGGGAUGGGUAGGGAAUAAUGGACCACUCUCCUUGGUCACCUACCCCCAGAGUGAAGCCAAGCUGCUCUUUCUUUCCCUUGGUCCUGCCAUUCUGCCUGCUGAGCUCUGCCCUUCUUCCAACCCAAGCUCCACUUUCUGGGCUACACCAGUCAAAUUCAAAUCUCUGUGCCUCCACCACCCACAUUCAUCAAACAGGCAUCUCAUCCACAUCACUUCCAGCCCGGCCCCCAUCUGCAGCCUGACAGCCAAUGAUGCCCUGCUCUAGCUCCUUCAGUAACUCCCCUGGCCCAGCUCUGAAAGGAAGCCUGGCUCCCAGGGCUACACACUAGCCCUGUCCCAGCCCUCAUUCCCCUUCAGGGCCUCCGGGACACUCCACCAAAACAAGGUCCUGCACUUGGGAAAGUUCAAUAAAUGGACGGCUUCGUUGCUUCA
Echinops telfairi (small Madagascar hedgehog) is the source of this 3481-nucleotide messenger RNA. It is a transcript of the gene HECTD3, whose product is annotated as HECT domain E3 ubiquitin protein ligase 3. Bases 16 to 2601 code for a protein of 861 amino acids. Gene Ontology annotation, molecular function: ubiquitin-protein transferase activity. The record is from RefSeq and is a predicted model, not a curated record. The transcript is spliced from 21 exons. NCBI's taxonomy places the organism in Eukaryota, Metazoa, Chordata, Mammalia, Afrosoricida, Tenrecidae.